AUAUGGUAUACGGUGCGCUAGUCGGACGUGUUGAUGGGUGUGCGCGAAAAAGGCGUAAUUUCGUCAUUAAAUUGAACAAAAAAAAAACACGCACAGAGCGAACCAAUUAAAAUAAACAAAAACAUCAAAAAUUACAAUUAGCUAUAUUAAUAAAAAAUCGUAAUCGGUUUAUUAAAUGCUGCGUUUAAAGUGCCUACGUGUGGGAUUUGACAAAAUCUUAAUAUCCGAUUAGUCUGACAGUAAAAUUUUGUAAAGAAGUCAGCUGUAAAAAAUCACCGUAAUAUGGUCACCUUAAUGCCAUACAGUUAUUCUGCCCCAAGAUGUGGACUAAUUGAGAAAAUGAUUGAACCUAAGGUUAAACGUCCGAAGACAGAGCACACGGAUACAAAUGAACGAAAUCGCCUCUGCUCUCAAACCACCACUCAAUCGCCUCUACAGCAGCAGCAACAACAACAGCAGUCGCAUCAGCCUCAACACCACACUUCACAACUUCAUCCUCACUCCCUGCCUCAUACACAAUCGCCUCUGGGCGCAGCUGCCGCGGGCACAUCGGCAGCGUCCGGACAAUGCAGCCCGCUAACGCUGCCGCCACAGUCGCAACCACUGCAGCCAACAAUCACUUCGCUGGCGUCACUUAGCAGUCAUUACAAUGCGGCACCCAACCUGAAUUCCAGCUGUAGUCUAUCGACUGGGCUAGGCGCCUACCCCUCGUUAAGCGCCGCCGCCGCUGCGUCGUUCACCCAGUCACCCGGCAGCAGUUUUUCCACAUAUCAGCAUCCACAUGCGACGGCUGACGGCACGCCCAGCGGCGUCGAUGCCACAACGAGUCUAAGUAACACGAGCGUGGCGGGCGCGGGACGUCACUCUCAUGCGGAGUUAGGUGUUGGCGUGGGUGGCACCGUUAGCGCGGGCAUGUCCCAUUGGCUGCCAACAGAGUCACACUUGGCAUCUGUGAAGUCGGAGAAUCGCAGUCCUGGUCUUAAUAACAGCGGCGGUGGCGGUGGAGGUGUUGCAUCUAAUGUGAACACCAACAGCAGCGGCAUUGAAACGCAAUCAACUUUGGGCGGCAACAGCGCUGCACAGCUAGAUGGCAAUAGUGGCAUGGCGGGAAAUGGUGGCACACCAGGCAACAGCUCAGUCUAUAGCUGCUCCUCCGUCGGCGGCUUGAGCGGUUUGGAAAGCACUGUGGCGGGCAUUGGCACGAACUCUUCAUCCAGCGCAGCUAUGGCGGCGGUUAAUUCAUCAGCUGCAGCAGCUGCUGCAGCGGCAGCUUACGACACCAGCAAACACGAUUACUACAACUACUACAACAGCAUGCAACAGUAUACGCCGCCGUUCUACUCCACCUACGGCACACCUUACACCACAGCGGCUACGCGCGCAGCCCCUAAAAUCGAGCCCGGUUCGCCAUACUUGACAUCGUCAUAUGCCACUGCAGCAAGCAACAAUAAUUCCUCGCAGCUCUAUCCAACCGCAUAUGGUUACAACAACUUUGCGCAGUUCGGCACAGCAGCAGCAGCUGCAGCGCAGCAGGACUACAGCGGCUACUAUAACGAUCAGUAUGGCAACUAUUACAACCCUGCCAGCUACUCACCGUAUGCAGCUGUAAGUUCGCCCAGUUCGAGUGCGGCCAGCCACGGCUUUCAUGUGGGCGCUUCCAACUUGUCGGAGAGUCCUACAGAUACGCACUCGACCACACCGAUUUUGCAUGCCACACACUCACCACACUCGCCGCUGCCGAUCUCACCGAAUGCCAAUGCUGCGGCGCUUAGCACGAAUGUCGCGGCAGCAGCGACGGCAACACAUGCCAAAAGCACGCCAACCAGCAAGAGUGGGCGUUCGCGCGGACGACGCCACCAACAGCCCAGUCCAACACGCAGCACCACUUCGGACACACCAAACAGUGAUGCGGCCAAGCCGCCCGAACGCGUCUUCAUUUGGGACCUGGAUGAGACGAUCAUCAUUUUUCAUACGCUACUUUCCGGUUCCUUCGCCAAUCGCUACACCAAAGACCAAAGCACACUGCUGACGAUCGCCUUCCGCAUGGAGGAGAUGGUCUUCAAUAUGGCCGACACGCAUUUUUUCUUCAACGAAAUUGAGGAAUGUGAUCAGGUGCACAUUGAUGAUGUGUCCUCCGAUGACAAUGGACAGGAUUUGAGCAAUUAUAAUUUCGCGACGGACGGUUUCCAUUCGGGCGCGCCACCCGGUGCGCCGCCAAAUCUUUGCCUGCCAACUGGCGUGCGCGGAGGCGUCGACUGGAUGCGCAAGUUGGCGUUUAGAUAUCGGAAAAUCAAAGAGAUCUACAAUACCUACAGAGGGAACGUUGGUGGACUGUUGGGUCCCGAGAAGCGUGAUGCCUGGCUACAAAUACGCUCGGACAUUGAGAUGGCUACCGAUAAUUGGGCCUCGCUGGCCACGAAGUGUCUGAAUAUGAUUGCGCAGCGCGAGAACUGUGUAAAUGUGUUGGUGACGCAGACACAACUGGCGCCUGCGUUGGCUAAAGUGCUGCUCUUCGGACUCGGCAGCAUAUUCUCCAUUGAGAAUAUCUACAGCGCGCAUAAGAUUGGUCACGACACCUGCUUCGAACGGAUUAUGACGCGUUUUGGACGGAAAGGCACCUACGUUGUUAUAGGCGACGGCACAGAGGAGGAGAAUGCGGCGAAGACAUAUAACUUUCCAUUUUGGCGCAUCUCGUCGCACAGUGAUAUUCGCGCCCUCUACACGGCGCUCGACAUGGGUUUCUUAUGAAAGACGCGCUGUUGCAGCUGGGUACAUUGCGCGACAAUUACACUGUAAAAAUAAGAAGUAAAUUAUAUGAUAACAAUUGUAAUAUUAAAUAGUAUUGAGUUAAUUGAAAAAAAAAAAUAAAAAAUUACAAC
Molecule: messenger RNA, 2879 nt
Organism: Anastrepha obliqua
Lineage: Eukaryota; Metazoa; Arthropoda; Insecta; Diptera; Tephritidae
Gene: eya
Product: developmental protein eyes absent
Exons: 5
Coding region: 283-2748 (821 amino acids)
Biological process (GO): multicellular organism development; positive regulation of DNA repair; negative regulation of extrinsic apoptotic signaling pathway in absence of ligand
Cellular component (GO): nucleus
Molecular function (GO): protein tyrosine phosphatase activity
Source: RefSeq, a predicted model, not a curated record